This is a messenger RNA of Trypanosoma grayi, 435 nucleotides long. RefSeq lists its product as hypothetical. Lineage: Eukaryota; Euglenozoa; Kinetoplastea; Trypanosomatida; Trypanosomatidae. The record is from RefSeq and is a predicted model, not a curated record. Bases 1 to 435 code for a protein of 144 amino acids. The transcript has a single exon.
AUGUGUGUCUCUUCCUUCUCUCUGCGGGCAUGUGGGAGUGUCUAUCGCGAAGGAAGUGGUGAUGCGCCGCGUUGUGUGGGUGUUGGCAGCUGGGCUGUGCUGCACGUCCUUGUGCGUGACGGCUGCGCCGCAGGGGCCUCCGGUGAGGAUGUUGUGAGGGCGGUGCGCUGCCAGGCCGUCGCUUUGCUGCCGCUGCUAUUUCUGGCGGUGGUGUUGAUACAAGUGCCACGGAGCAUGAGGGAGGCUUCAAGGCAUCUGGCGUUGAUGUCAGGAAUCCAAGCAGCGACUCUCUUCUGUCGAAUGAAGUCGCUGCAGGAGAAAGCGAAAGUACCAAUGUGUACCCCCGAGGGGAUGACAGUAAUGAAGAUGAAACGGGUAGAGAUAGUGACCCUGGAGCCACAGCUGCUGCGAGGGCCUACCGAAGACAAACGCUGA